AUUCGUCUGAGCCAAUCUGUUAUAAACCUAUGAUCGGCAGUUCACCUUCAGGCUGCAUGCAGGAUAGAGGACGGGAGCCUCGUGUCUUCAAUUCUAAAUAUAUUCCCCCACCAGCAAGCUCGCUUUCUGCAUAUUUCCCCUCAGUCAACAAGUCCCCGACAAAUCUCCAACAGCUACGAUGCCAGGAAAAAAAUGGAAAGAAAGGAAAAAUACUAUGAAAGAUGGUGAUGUGAUACUGAAGGACAGGAGGCCCAAUGAUAUAAUUAUACCCGUAAUGGGGCCAACUGGGGUCGGGAAAAGCACCUUCAUCAAUACUGCAUGCGGAAAGGAAGUGACCGCUGUUGGUCAUGACUUGAAGUCAUGUACCGCUAGCAUCCAACACGCAAUCUGUGAAUGUCCUAGCGACCCCUCCCGCCGUGUAAUUCUCGUCGACACACCCGGUUUUGAUGAUACAUACGUAGAUGACUCGGAAAUCUUGAGGCGCAUCGCUGUUUGGCUGGCAAGUUCGUACGGCGACAAUAUGAAGCUGUCCGGUAUCCUCUACUUUCAUGAUAUCAGCCAAACGCGGAUGUUUGGGACUUCGCGCAAAAAUCUUGACAUGUUUCGAAGGUUGUGCGGUAAAGAUGCCGAGAAGAACGUCGUUCUUGUGACCACAAAAUGGAGUGAAGUCCAAGAGGAGGUGGGAAAAAGGCGUGAGCAACAGUUGAAGAGUAGCUUCUGGCAGGAAAUGAUUCAACAUGGGUCACAAGUCGCUCGAUUCCACGAGCCAAAUCUACCUGAAUCUGCUUGGGAUGUCUUGGAGCCCAUUCUUGCAAAUAGGGCAGAAGCUGUCGCCGUCCGCAUUCAACAGGAACUGGUUGACUUGGGAAGACUAAUUCCAGAAACCGAUGCUGGAAAUGCCUUGCGUGCCUCAUUGCAGGAGCUGGCAGCUACGCAUAAAAGGAAUAUCGAGGGACUGAAGGGGAAGGUCAGAGAGGACGAGCAAAGACGAAGAUUGAAGGAGACUGAGAAAGAAGUUUAUGAGCUCUUGAAACAAAUUCGAGAACUCAAGGUGCCAUUCGGGAGGCGGCUGAAGAAUUUGUUCGGUCUUAGUUAGCACGAAUCCUUGCGUUUUUUUCGUAAUCUCAUGUUAUCAAUACCGUGACUAGUAGCACUGGUAUAUUUAUUAUUUAUUACACACAAUGACUCACUGUUUACACAUAUAGGAUCAUCAACGUUUAAUUACUAAUACCGCCCGCGUCCGCAGAAACGUUGUUGGCGUUCUGGGGUCGACCGGUCGAUCGUGCAUUGUGUGAGGUGCCGGUUGCUCAGGCCUGCAGGAACGCUCAAAAGGAACGGCACCACAUGUUCAGCCGAGCGGGUCUCCACCAGUUCACUGAUAAUGAUUAAUAUUGGCAUUAUCUUGCA
This is a messenger RNA of Suillus discolor, 1407 nucleotides long. RefSeq names its product P-loop containing nucleoside triphosphate hydrolase protein. Gene Ontology annotation, molecular function: GTP binding. Bases 179 to 1096 code for a protein of 305 amino acids. The record is from RefSeq and is a predicted model, not a curated record. The transcript has 4 exons. NCBI's taxonomy places the organism in Eukaryota, Fungi, Basidiomycota, Agaricomycetes, Boletales, Suillaceae.